Haplochromis burtoni (Burton's mouthbrooder) is the source of this 3264-nucleotide messenger RNA. RefSeq names its product C1q and TNF related 5 (gene c1qtnf5). Lineage: Eukaryota; Metazoa; Chordata; Actinopteri; Cichliformes; Cichlidae. The coding region runs from base 321 to 1073 and encodes 250 amino acids. The record is from RefSeq and is a predicted model, not a curated record. Gene Ontology annotation, molecular function: protein binding. The transcript has 3 exons.
CCCCUCACGCUGGUUUUGUCACUUGUUUUUCAGCUCCAUUUUUCUCUUAUUUGUGCUGGACUAACAUCACAUAUUUUCCUCUGCAUGUCUCCUCCACCCACGGCUCCUCCUCUCACACACACACACACACCCACCCACCGCAGUUUCUAAUUGGGCUUCAUUACCAUUUCCUUUCAGUUUUUCCCAGCAGGACUCUCUGAUCAGGAGGAACAGCUUUCACUGGUCACACAUAUACGAACAUCACCGUCGUCGUCAUCAUCAUCCUCAUCAGAAGCAGCAGAACUUCAAGACUUCAGUGCAUCAUCUGCCUUGAGACUGCAAUGACCUCACUCAGACUCUUGUCCCUGUUCCCCUCCCUCCUCGUCCUACAAGUCCAUCUUUCCAACCAGUUAGAGGACAAUAAGAUCCCCCCCAGUCUGUGUACUGGCCACCCUGGUAUCCCAGGCUCUCCUGGGGUUCAUGGCAGUCCUGGUCAGCCAGGGAGAGAUGGGAGGGAUGGGAGGGAUGCUGCUCCUGGGGAAAAGGGGGAGAGAGGGGAGAGAGGGGCCCCAGGUGAGACAGGAGUGCGAGGCCUGACUGGAGACAGGGGUGACCCUGGAGAAAAGGGGGAAAGGGGGCAGCCGGGCGAGUGUGCAGUGGCUCCUAAAUCCGCCUUCAGUGUCAAACUCUCUCAGGGCCAAACCUCGCCCCUGAAUGUGGGCGACGCAGUCCGCUUUGACACCAUCCUGAUCAAUGAACAGGGCGACUACAACUCAGAGACGGGACGCUUCACUUGCAAAGUCCCUGGAGUCUACUACUUUGCCGUCCACGCCACGGUGUACCGCGCCAGCCUGCAGUUCGACCUGAUGAAGAACGGACACGCUGUGGCUUCUUAUUUUCAGUUUUAUGGCAACUGGCCCAAACCAGCAUCUCUUUCAGGCGGCUCCCUGCUUCACCUCAUCCCCGGCGAUCAGGUGUGGGUGCAGAUGGCUCUCUCAGAGUACAAUGGAUUUUACUCCAGCACCAAGACAGACAGCAGCUUCACCGGCUUCUUGGUGUACUCGGACUGGAAAAACUCUGCUGUGUUUGCCUGACAUGUGCCGCUUUUAUUUCCUUACUGAGACAUUCUGGACAGACAAGUGAAUCAUCCGUGACACGAUACAGCUGUAUUUGUGUAAUAAAUAAAGAACACACCAGGCAAUGUAACCCGAAUAGCACAUGGUGUACUGAGGCGCACACAAUGAACGGUACAGUUUACUCUGUGUCUGUUCUGCACUUUCAGCUUUUAAACUGCUGACAGUUAAUUCUUCUAACAGAUGUCAGGCCACAAAUUCUCAAACAGCCUUUAUGCCACUGUUCUAUUGCAUUUUGUUUUAGUGUCUACAGCUCUAACGCGAGACAUUAAUACAUUUUUAGACUUUUGAAAACACACUAGACUGAAGUAUGUCUCUGGCCAUGAAUGAAAGUGGAUCAGGCAUUAGGCUGGAGCUGCACAGUUAACUCCAAACAGGAAAGUCGAGACUCUUUCUGAUAACAUCCCUGCCUGAUUUUAAGAGGGAAAAGAACUCAAAUACUUCACUGAAGACAAAGUGCAAAUGGAAAACAGUAAAACUACCCCUGAUACUGCUAUUUAAAAAAAGCAAUGCAUGAGAAUGAUUUGAAAAAUAUACUCUUAUAAAUGUGUUAAAAGCCCUCGUUCUGCUGUGGAUGUAAUCUAGUGUAAGAUAAUAGGGCUAGUAAUAAUUAUAAAUGAAUGGAAAAUCUGGAACCUGUUUUAACUACUUUAUUUACAGUCUAUUCCCUCAUUAAUAGUUGCAAAUAAAUGUAUGAGGUUGUGGGAUGUUUCAAGAAGGUCAAAAAUACAAAAUAAAAGUUUUUUGGGUUUAGUAUUCUUAACACAAGUAAACACAAAAUGCUGUUUGAAAACGAAGAUGUUUAUUAUAAAGAGGGGAAAAAAUUCAGACCAUCAUGGCCAUGCGUGAAAAAGUGAUUGCCCCCUAAACCUAAUGACUGGUUGGGCCACUCUUAGCAGCAACAACUGCAAUCAAGCAUUUGUCAUAGCUGGCAGUGAGUGUUUUUCAGCGCUGUGCAUUUUGAGCCACUCAUCUUUGUAGAGUUAUGGUCAUACAGCCACUUUAGAAGGUUUUCGAGCAUUAACCGCAUUUUUAAGGUCAUGCCACAGCAUCUCAGUUGGAUUCAGGUCAGGACUUUGACUAGGCCACAAGUCAAAGUUUUCAUUUUGAUUUUCAUAAGCCAUUCAGAGGUGAACUUGCUGGUGUGUUUUGAAUCAAUGUCCUGCUGCAGAACUCAAGUGCGCUUCAGUUUGAGGUCAGGAACAGACAGCUGGACACUCUCCAUCAGGGUGUUUUGGUAGACAGCAGAAUUUAUGGUUGCAUUUACCACAGCAAGUCUUCCAGGUGCUGAGGCAGCAAAACAGCUGCAGAACAUCACACUGACACCACCAUAUUUUACUGUUGGUAUGAUGUUCGUUUUAUACCAGAUGUAAUGGGACACAAACCUUCCAAAAAGUUACAAUUUUGUCUUCCACAGAGUAUUUUCCCAAACAUCUGAAGGGAUAAUCAAGAUGUUUUCUAGCAAAACUGAGAUGAGCCUUUAUCUUCCUUCAGCGUUGGAAAUCUGCCCAGUCUCUUUCUCAUAGUGGAGUCAUGAACACUGACUAUAACUGAGGCAAGUGAGGCCUGCAAUCCUUCAAAUGUUGAUCUGGGGUCUUUUGUGACCUCUUGGAUGAGUCGUUGCUGUGCUCUCAGUGUAAUUUUGGUCGGCCUGCCACUCCUGGGAGGCUCUGACUGUGGUUUGCUGGAGUCUCACAGCUUUAAAAAUGACUUUACAACCCUUUCAGACUGAGAGAUCGCAGUUACUUUGUUUCUCAUUUGUUCGCAAAUUUCCUUGAAUCACAGCAUGGCGUCUGGCUUUUGAGAAUCUUGAAGUCUACUUCAUUUCGUCAGGCAGGUCCUAUUUAAGCAAUUUCUUGUUUAAGAGAAGGUGUGGCAGGUGUGGCAGGAUGUGGCUAUAGAAAUUGAACAUAACUUUCCAAAGAUGUGAUACAUACCACUUCAUUUAGAAACUACAUUUUGGGUUUACUUGUGUUGUCUUUGUCUAAUAUUUAAAUGUGUUUGAUGAUCUGAUACAUUUAAGGGUGACAAACAUACAAAAAAAAGGAAAUCAGGAAGGGGGCAAACACUUUUUUUCACACGACUGUAUAUUUAAAUUUAAUGCAUUUAAUGUAACAUCUUAAUCUGAAAAGUAAAAACCAAAUGUACUGAA